AUGCCGCUCUACUCCUCAUAUCUGGGCGCUUUCAGCGUCUUUGCUCUUGCUACGUUGGGCGAGUCGCGAUCGUCAUGGACUUUGGGACAGGGUAUUGAAGUCAAUUGGCAGUCGAGUUCCCAACAACUGUCAAUUGUACAGGCUAAUAAGACUCUCCUCGCUACCGUCCCUGGUCAGAACUUUCUCAGUGCCAGCACCGGGAAAGACCAAUGGGUCGGUGCGAAUGGCAACUUCAACUAUACCAGCGUGGAUCUCAACCGUUGCCAAGGUCAGAAUGUCACUAGGGUCACUCACUCUUCGCGCGAAAAUAGCGUCAGUGGUGAGGAUGUAUCCAUCCAGGGAUACCUGCAAGACUGUGGGGACCAAUCCAUUGGGUAUACCAUGAGCUUCUGGGUACCCAAGACCCUUCCGGAUCGUGUAGCAUUCGACGUCAAUGUCGAGCCUGCGCACGCGCCAAUGAACAAGCUGUAUGUAACCUUUGGUUCUCAUGCAUCGGAGGACUUUUACGGUCUAGGUGCUCAGGCAUCCUUUGCGUCCAUGAAAAAUCAGACCAUCCCCAUCUUCUCCCGUGAACAAGGUGUGGGCCGUGGCGAUCAGCCCAUCACCGCCCUAGAAGACUCCCAGAGCUGGUUCAGCGGUGGAAACGAAUUUACGACUUAUACUGCCAUCCCUCAAUUUAUCAGCUCUGCUGCGAGAGUCUUCUACCUUAGGGAAGAAGACACUGCCUUUUCUGAAUUCGACUUCACCAAACCCAACGCUGUGACUGUGAGAUACGAUGCUCUGACAGUUGGCGGCCAUUUUAUGCAGGCGGAUAAUAUGCUCAAUGCCAUCACCAUGCUCACCGACUAUGUUGGCAAGAUGCCUACCUUGCCCGAGUGGGUCGAUAACGGCGCCAUCUUGGGUAUUCAAGGCGGACAGGAGAAGGUGGAGCGCAUCGUUAAAGAAGGUCUAAAGCAGGAUUGCCCUGUUGCGGCAGUGUGGCUUCAAGAUUGGUCUGGCACCCACUCUCAAGAAGCACCAUACGGCAACAUGCAAAUUUCUCGUCUCUGGUGGAAUUGGGAAUCCGACAGCAAACUGUACCCAACCUGGGCUGAAUUCGUGCAGGAUCUGCGUGAAGAAUAUGGCGUGAAGACCUUGGCCUACAUCAACCCAUUUGUCGCCAAUGUUAGCUCCAAGGCCGAUGGUUACCGCCGUAACCUCUUCCUCGAGGCCACCAAGGGUGGAUAUAUGGUUCAGAAUUCGACCACGAAUGGCACCGCUAUCAUCUCCAGUGGCAAGGGAAUCCAGGCUGGUAUUUUGGAUCUUACUAAUCAGAAGACACGCGCAUGGUUUGCUGAUGUCCUCCGCAAACAAGUUUGGAACGCCAACAUCUCUGGUGUCAUGUGGGAUUUCGGAGAGUACACUCCCAUCACCCCAGACACCAAGCUGGCGAACAUCUCUUCUGAUGCUUAUUUCUACCACAACCAGUACCCCCGUGAUUGGGCUAUCUUCCAGCGCUCUGUGGCCAAAGAAAUGCCCCUGUUCGACGAGAUGGUCACAUUUCACCGUUCUGCCUCGCUGGGCUCUAACCGCCACCUGAACCUGUUCUGGGUCGGAGACCAAACCACUGUCUGGGGCGUCAACGACGGCAUCAAGUCUGCCGUGACCAUCAUGGGCCAAAUGGGCAUUUCUGGCUAUGCCCAGAGCCACUCCGACCUCGGUGGCUAUACCACCGCCUUCCACCCACCUACCGUAGCAAACUCAUCCGGCGCCAUUGGACGUUCUGCAGAGAUCCUCGGACGUUGGGGAGAACUGGCCGCAGUUUCCAGCGCCGUCUUCCGGUCUCACGAAGGCAACGUGCCCGAGGUCAACGCCCAGUUCUACACCAAUAGCUCCACAUAUUCCUACUAUGCAUACAACGCCCGCAUGUUCAAGAGUCUCGGCCCCUACCGCCGUCAGGUUCUGAACAACGAAAGCAAGACCCGCGGCUGGCCUCUCCUGAGAAUGCCCGUCCUGUACCACCCGGACGACUCCAAGGCCCGCCAUAUUAGCUACCAGAGCUUCUACCUCGGCGCUGAUCUUUACGUUGCUCCUGUCUUGGACCCCCAAACUACCAAGUUGAAUGUGUAUCUCCCCGGUACUGACAGAAACCGCACUUACACCCAUGUCUGGACCGGCCAGACUUACCACGCUGGACAAACAGUGCGUGUUGAUGCGCCUUAUGGAAAGCCGGCUGUGUUUGUGGUCAAUCAUGCGCAUAGCCCCGAGCUGAAUGUCUUUUUGGACUUUGUUCGGAAGGAGAAUGGAACUGUCAUUCGUGUUUAG
Molecule: messenger RNA, 2304 nt
Organism: Aspergillus oryzae RIB40
Lineage: Eukaryota; Fungi; Ascomycota; Eurotiomycetes; Eurotiales; Aspergillaceae
Biological process (GO): carbohydrate metabolic process
Molecular function (GO): carbohydrate binding; hydrolase activity, hydrolyzing O-glycosyl compounds
Source: RefSeq, a predicted model, not a curated record